Molecule: messenger RNA, 480 nt
Organism: Aspergillus oryzae RIB40
Lineage: Eukaryota; Fungi; Ascomycota; Eurotiomycetes; Eurotiales; Aspergillaceae
Exons: 3
Coding region: 1-480 (159 amino acids)
Source: RefSeq, a predicted model, not a curated record
AUGUCUAGAUGCAUUACAAUCCAGGGACAGGAGUUCAGACUCUUGGAUUACAUAUCGCUGAAGCAAUCGGAGGACCUUUAUGAUAUGUGUGAGGUUCACAAUGCUCAACGUGUAUCUGACGGAAGGCCAGUGAUCGUUAAGUUGCGAUACCAGGAUUUUCUCAUGGAAUACCAAUCGCUCCAGGACAAUCAAAUGUUAGGCGUUCCUGUUUACCUUGGCCAUCAGGAGCUUAUACAGAGGGGCGAACAUGCCCGGUUUGUUCCCGGCGGGUAUCUGAAUGCCCUAGUCAUGGGCAAGGUGCCGGGUAAACCCGUCACCCAUUUGAGACUCACUGCGACAGAAGCAGACCUUAUCAAGACACAGCUAGCGCAGAUGUUUAACAACAUGCGUCGCAAGGUGUAUGAUGUAGACGACCCGAACACCGAACAUGUCUUCUUCGACCGGGAGACUCAGCAGACGUAUGUCUCUCUUGGAGUAUGA